Molecule: messenger RNA, 1177 nt
Organism: Daucus carota subsp. sativus
Lineage: Eukaryota; Viridiplantae; Streptophyta; Magnoliopsida; Apiales; Apiaceae
Product: V-type proton ATPase subunit E2
Exons: 6
Coding region: 187-867 (226 amino acids)
Biological process (GO): proton transmembrane transport
Cellular component (GO): proton-transporting two-sector ATPase complex, catalytic domain
Molecular function (GO): proton-transporting ATPase activity, rotational mechanism
Source: RefSeq, a predicted model, not a curated record
AAGGCCCUGGCAAAAACGGUUAGCGGGGAGCGCGGUAAAGAAUUGGAGUUGGCGAUACAAUAGUGAUCUCAAGGAACAUGUCAAAUAGGGCCAUGCAUCUUUAACCUUGUUCAUCUGCCUCCUGGAAACAAAGAGAGAAACAAAAGAAUAGAGAAAUUUACAUAUAUCUUGUAGAUAACGAUCAGGAUGAACGAUGCAGAUGUAUCGAAACAGAUACAGCAGAUGGUGAGAUUCAUUCGGCAGGAAGCCGAAGAGAAGGCCAAUGAGAUCUCCGUUUCUGCUGAGGAGGAAUUUAACAUUGAGAAACUACAACUCUUUGAAGCUGAAAAGAAAAAGAUCAAACAAGAUUACGAGCGGAAGCUGAAGCAGGUCGAUAUUCGUAAGAAAAUUGACUACUCCACGCAGCUUAAUGCUUCCCGUAUCAAGGUUUUACAAGCUCAAGAUGAUAUUGUCACUGCAUUGAAAGACGCUACAACCAAGGAGCUUUUACGUGUUUCCCAGGAUAACAAUCUAUAUAAGAAGCUUCUUAAAGGCUUAAUUCUACAGAGUUUUCUGAGGCUGAAAGAGCCAGCUGUGUUGCUUCGGUGUAGAGAGGUAGAUCUUUCACUCGUUGAAUCUGUUUUGGAGGAAGCAAAACGAGAGUAUGCAGACAAAGCUAAACUAAAAGCCCCUGCAGUAACGCUUGACAAGCGGGUUUAUCUCCCUCCGCCUCCCACUAGCGCAGGCAGCCUUGGUCUUUCCUGCUCUGGUGGAGUGGUUGUGGCUUCACUGGAUGGAAAGAUUGUUUGUGAGAAUACUUUGGACGCUCGUUUGGACAUUGUAUUCAAGCAGAAAUUACCACAGAUCCGAAGGGGCCUUUUCGGUUAAGUUACUGCAUAAUCAAGGUGGAUGCUCCCAGUUUUUGGUGUACAUCCCAUGGAUGAGUGGAUCUUAGGAAGUGAUGUGCUGUAUUGUUGCUUUUCAUAACAAACAAAUGAUUGGUACCUUGAUGUAGUUAUCAAAUUGAGCUAAUUUGAUCUUCAGAAUAAGUUUCUGCUGUGGCAUAUACAUUGAUCAUUGUUUUGGUAACUGCCUUGAUUGAAAUUUUAUACUAGUGUAGGUGUCGAAACAAAAUAGACUAUGAUGCAAUUGCUUUGCAUGCCAGAAAUUAAUUUCUUCAGGUGGUUAAUGAGGAUCU